Messenger RNA from Cebus imitator (Panamanian white-faced capuchin), 3269 nucleotides. RefSeq names its product solute carrier family 5 member 2 (gene SLC5A2). The record is from RefSeq and is a predicted model, not a curated record. Gene Ontology annotation, cellular component: plasma membrane. NCBI's taxonomy places the organism in Eukaryota, Metazoa, Chordata, Mammalia, Primates, Cebidae. Gene Ontology annotation, biological process: transmembrane transport; sodium ion transport. Bases 1303 to 2790 code for a protein of 495 amino acids. Gene Ontology annotation, molecular function: D-glucose:sodium symporter activity. The transcript is spliced from 11 exons.
GUCUCAAAAAAUGAAAAUAAAUAAAAAGAAAAAGAAAAAAUAUGUGAAAAGAUUUGGGGAAUGGGACACUGGGAUUAGAACCUGGGUUGCCCGAGUGUCUGGAAGGAGUUGGGGGUGUACAAAUGAUCAGGGAAGCUUGGCAGGUUAAUCUUCAGCCUGAAACAAGGCUGAGGAAUGUGUUGAGGUGGCUAAUGAGGUCCAAGGCUGCGCCCCAAACCCAGGUCUCCCCUGCCUCUGUCUCCUAGUCCAUGUGCAGAAUCAACAGAGGCACCGUGGGCGGCUACUUCCUGGCUGGACGCAGCAUGGUGUGGUGGCCGGUUGGGGCCUCUCUCUUCGCCAGCAACAUCGGUAGCGGCCACUUUGUGGGCCUGGCAGGAACUGGUGCUGCAAGCGGCUUGGCUGUGGCUGGAUUCGAGUGGAAUGUGAGGCCCCUUUUUCCCAAUAAUCCCACUUCCAUCGAGAACCCCUGGAAGGGUCACACCUUGGGGAAGCUCCAGGAAAGGAGAAAUGAGACUGGCAGUGGGACUUCUGAACAGAGGGGUGUGGUUGGGCUGGGAGUGGAGGUCAGACAUCCAGCCGGGAGGUAGAGGGGUGCAGGGGUGACCACUGUCGGGGCAGGGCUAGGUCCUGCUCCUGACCCAUCUGAGCCAGCCUGCACCAGCCACUGCUUCUGGGAACCUCCAUCUGCUCCUCUCUGAGUGGGGUGGGCAGCAUCAAAGCCAGGGAAGCACCUGUUCGGAUGUACUCUGAAGCUGUGGUCUGCGAGGAAUUUGGGGCCAAGUUAAAGCCAUUUGCAGAAGUGAGGAGCAGAGACAAAGCUCUGAGACUGUGGCUCCCCUUGGAGGGAUCUGCUUUGAGCUCAGGGCUUCCUGGAGGAGGAGGCCUCUGAGCUGAGCCUUGGGGAGCACAAUGUUUGGGUGGCUUUGGCUGGAGUCAGUCUGAGGGAUCUAUGCUGGGGUUCAUAUCUAGAUGGGGAAACAUAGGGACAACAUUGGGAGAAACAGGCCAGGAGUGAUGGCCUGGAGAGAUAAGGAGAGCUCCAGUUAAGACCAGGAGAGUGUCAGCUCUGUUCCUUAGUGCCCAGGCCCUGGGGCCAUCACCUCAGUUGUCUUUUGGGCUCCAGGUGUGGACCUUCCCAGGGCCACUUGCUUGGAGUAGCGCCUUCAGGAAGAGAAGGUCAGAUCCUCGGGGGUGAGAGCAGAGCCACCCUCAGCGGCUGUGCUGCCCCCACAGGCACUCUUCGUGGUGCUGCUACUGGGCUGGCUCUUUGCACCUGUUUACCUGACGGCAGGGGUCAUCACGAUGCCGCAGUACCUGCGAAAGCGCUUCGGCGGCCAUCGCAUCCGCCUCUACCUGUCUGUGCUUUCUCUUUUCCUGUACAUCUUCACCAAGAUCUCGGUGGACAUGUUCUCUGGAGCUGUAUUCAUCCAGCAGGCUCUGGGCUGGAACAUCUACGCCUCUGUCAUUGCACUUCUGGGCAUCACCAUGAUUUACACGGUGACAGGAGGGCUGGCUGCGCUGAUGUACACGGACACGGUGCAGACCUUCGUCAUCCUAGGGGGCGCCUGCAUCCUCAUGGGUUACGCCUUCCACGAGGUGGGCGGGUAUUCGGGUCUCUUCGACAAAUACCUGGGAGCAGCGACUUCGCUGACGGUGUCCGAGGAUCCGGCCGUUGGAAACAUCUCCAGCUCCUGCUAUCGACCCCGGCCCGACUCCUACCACUUGCUCCGGCACCCUGUGACGGGGGACCUGCCGUGGCCCGCGCUGCUCCUGGGGCUCACGAUCGUCUCGAGCUGGUACUGGUGCAGCGACCAGGUCAUCGUGCAGCGCUGCCUGGCCGGGAAGAGCCUGACCCACAUCAAGGCGGGCUGCAUUCUGUGCGGGUACCUGAAGCUGACGCCCAUGUUCCUCAUGGUCAUGCCAGGCAUGAUCAGCCGCGUUCUGUACCCGGACGAGGUGGCGUGCGUGGUGCCCGAGGUGUGCAGGCGCGUGUGCGGCACGGAGGUGGGCUGCUCCAACAUCGCCUACCCGCGGCUCGUCGUGAAGCUCAUGCCCAGAGGUCUGCGAGGACUCAUGCUUGCAGUCAUGCUGGCCGCGCUCAUGUCCUCACUGGCCUCCAUCUUCAACAGCAGCAGCACGCUCUUCACCAUGGACAUCUACACGCGCCUGCGGCCCCGCGCCGGCAACCGCGAGCUGCUGCUGGUGGGACGGCUCUGGGUGGUGUUCAUCGUGGUAGUGUCGGUGGCCUGGCUUCCCGUGGUGCAGGCGGCGCAGGGCGGGCAGCUCUUUGAUUACAUCCAGGCGGUCUCCAGCUAUCUGGCACCGCCAGUGUCUGCAGUCUUCGUGCUGGCGCUCUUCGUGCCGCGCGUUAAUGAGCAGGGCGCCUUCUGGGGACUCAUCGGGGGCCUGCUGAUGGGCCUGGCACGCCUGAUUCCCGAGUUCUCCUUUGGCUCGGGAAGCUGUGUGCAGCCCUCUGCCUGCCCGGCUUUCCUCUGCGGCGUGCACUACCUCUACUUCGCCAUCGUUCUGUUCCUCUGCUCCGGCCUCCUCACCCUCACGGUCUCGCUGUGCACGGCGCCCAUACCCCGCAAGCACCUCCAUCGCCUGGUCUUCAGUCUCCGGCACAGCAAGGAGGAACGGGAGGACCUCGAUGCUAAUGAGCAGGAAAGCUCCUCACUCCCUGUACAGAAUGGGUGCCCAGAGCGUGCCAUGGAGAUGGACGGUAGGGCACCACGCUGGGAGGUGGGGCUGGGGGAGCUGAGUUCCCACAAACUAAUUGCAGGGCAUUAAUCUUCCCCAGAGUCCCAGGCUCCAGCACCUAGCCACUUCCAACAGUGCCUGCUCUGGUUUUGUGGAAUGAGCAGGGGUGGGGAGGGCAGUCCUCCGCCCCCUACCCAGGAGGAGGCAGAGGCAGCGGCAGCAGCCAGGCAGCUAGAGGACAUCAGCGAGGACCCAAGCUGGGCUCGUGUGGUCAACCUCAAUGCCCUGCUCAUGAUGGCAGUGGCUGUGUUCUUCUGGGGUUUCUAUGCCUAAAGCCAACUGUGUUGGACACCAUAAGCCACAGCCUCACAGGAAGUGGGGGUGAGGAGCCUGCUCUGCUCCCCAGAAAAGGGACAGGGGCAUGGGGUAAGAAGGUCCUGGCUUCCCUUCUCCUGGCCUUCCUCUGCCUGGGGCCCACUGCAUCUGAUUGGCAGUCACUUCCCAUGUGGACCUGGCCCACCUGCCACUGCAGUUGCCCUAAGGAAAAAUAAAGCUGCCUUUCCCUCCCU